Molecule: messenger RNA, 1514 nt
Organism: Hypoxylon fragiforme
Lineage: Eukaryota; Fungi; Ascomycota; Sordariomycetes; Xylariales; Hypoxylaceae
Product: transaldolase
Exons: 6
Coding region: 263-1237 (324 amino acids)
Biological process (GO): carbohydrate metabolic process; pentose-phosphate shunt; pentose-phosphate shunt, non-oxidative branch
Cellular component (GO): intracellular anatomical structure; cytoplasm
Molecular function (GO): transaldolase activity
Source: RefSeq, a predicted model, not a curated record
GGUACAUGUAGGUAACUAUGUAGAUGUUGCCCCGCCAUCGCCAUCAUCAUAGGCAAAAUGUUGUAAUAUGUAGUAAGGAGAAUUCCUCCCCAACAUCCUUAGUCACCUGCUAUGUACUGCCGACCUUGAACAUUAAAAAUUCUACAACGUAAAUUGAAGAUCUGGAAACUUACUACUUCAUACUUCCCAUUGUUCUUUAUACCAUUAUCGUGACUGCUUCUAUUACAACUUCCCUAGAAUAUCAUAAUACCCAAACCCAAAUAUGUCUACCUCACUCGACCAGCUCAAGAGCACUGGCACUGUCGUUGUCAGUGACUCUGGUGACUUUGCCAGCAUCGGAAAGUAUAAGCCGCAAGAUGCGACCACCAACCCUUCUCUUAUUCUCGCCGCUUCCAAGAAGCCCGACUACGCCAAACUGAUCGACUCUGCUGUCGACUAUGCCAAGGCCAAGGGUGGAGACAUUGACAGCCAAGUUGAUGCUGCCCUAGACCGACUUUUGGUUGAGUUCGGCAAGGAAAUCCUAAAGAUCAUUCCCGGCAAGGUCUCGACCGAGGUGGAUGCUCGUUUCUCCUUCGACACCAAGGCCUCCGUUGACAAGGCCCUGCACAUCAUCAGCCUCUACGAGGAGCAAGGCAUCUCCAAGGACCGUAUCCUAAUCAAGAUUGCCUCAACGUGGGAGGGUAUCAAGGCCGCUGAGAUCCUACAGCGUGACCAUGGCAUUAACUGCAACCUUACUCUCAUGUUCUCGCUCACUCAAGCUAUUGCCGCCGCUGAGGCUGGCGCUUUCCUGAUCUCUCCCUUCGUCGGCCGUAUUCUCGACUGGUACAAGGCCGCCACAAAGAAGGAGUACUCCAAGGAGGAGGACCCCGGUGUCAAGUCCGUCCAGAGCAUCUUCAACUACUACAAGAAGUUCGGCUACAAGACUAUCGUCAUGGGUGCCUCAUUCCGAAACAUUGGCGAGAUCACCGAGCUUGCCGGCUGUGAUUACCUUACCAUCUCCCCUAACCUCCUUGAGGAGCUAUUGAACUCGACUGCACCAGUUCCCAAGAAGCUCGACGCCUCUGGCGCGGCCGCUCUUAACAUCGCCAAGAAGUCGUACAUCAACGACGAGCCCCUCUUCCGUUUCGCCUUCAACGAGGAGCAAAUGGCCGUUGAGAAGCUACGUGAGGGUAUCAGCAAGUUCGCCGCUGACGCCGUCACUCUUAAGGACAUCAUCAAGGAGAAGAUCUCCGCAUAAAUCACUACACCGACGUGGAAGUGAGUUUCAGAUGACUGCUACUGCAUAGAGAAACCGGCUGUUUUUAAGAGGUCUCUAGAAUGCAUAAUAAAUUUCAGCCUCUCUCGUCUCGUUCCCGCGAUGCUUUUUUACGGGGCAUCCAUCCAUCAUUGAUUGGUACGGAAUCUAACAUGGUCCAAGAAGAAAAAAAAUUGGCAGGUUCUGCGUUCUGCGUUCUGCUGGGCGUUGUCCAUUAGGUAGUCAAAUAAGAAAAAAAAAUAGAGUUGAUUCAUGAUCA